Molecule: messenger RNA, 930 nt
Organism: Melozone crissalis (California towhee)
Lineage: Eukaryota; Metazoa; Chordata; Aves; Passeriformes; Passerellidae
Exons: 9
Coding region: 1-930 (309 amino acids)
Source: RefSeq, a predicted model, not a curated record
AUGGGGAAACACAAAACUGUACUUUGGUACAAGGAAGUUGUUCGGUACCUGAGAGCUGUGAAAUGCAAUGAAAACCAAAGGCUCCGAGACCUCCGGGAUCUGAUCCCGUUCUACCUGUGCAAAACUGGGAAUUUCCUGGAUGCUGCCCACUCCCUGCUGUUCCCUGUCAACAGCCUGGCCUGCUGCUCUGCCUGCAGGAUCACCCCCUGCCAGUUCAAGGUCUACCUCAAGAUCUUCAGGACAGGCUGUGUUCCCUCUGGGAAUGACAUGCUGGAGACAGGGCCCUGGGUUACAGCUGGCUCUCCCCUGAGGAACACUGUGCUAAUUAAGCAGGCACUGAAACUGCUCUACAGCAGUGAGGCACUCUACAGGAAUGCCAAAUGUUGGAGUUCCUUCAUCAUGAUUUUGGGGAGCAGUGAUUUGUUGGAAAAGAGGGGGCACCUGCUCCCCUUACCCCUGGGAGAGCCCCCCCUUAGCUUCCAAGAGAAUGUGCUGGCAGCCAGUGGCAACUUCCUGGAGGAUCUCAAGUCUGGAGUUAAUGUCUCUUUACCAUCUGCUACUUUCUCUGGUCAGCUGCACCACGAGGCUUCUCUCAUCCUGGCAGUGCAAGCAGUGCAGCAGAUGCUUUGUUGUGACCUUCCCCACUUGACUUCCUUCUUAGAGAUAGUCCUGGCUUUUGGGAAAAACUUCUGGGCUCUGAGGCUGUUGCUGGACCAGCUGUGCUGUGAGGAGCACAUCCUGUGUGGCACUGCCAACCUGCUCCUGAGGGACCUGAGUCGUGAGGAGGGGACCAUGCUGAGAGUGUGGCAGAACCUCGGCCCCCAGUACGUGGGGGAGUUCCUGUGCCUGUUCCUGACCUGCAGACACAAGAGGAUGCAAUCUGUGGGGCUCUUCAGCCUCAACGUGGUCAUUGAGAACCUGCACCUGUGA